This is a messenger RNA of Spodoptera exigua (beet armyworm), 2438 nucleotides long. NCBI's taxonomy places the organism in Eukaryota, Metazoa, Arthropoda, Insecta, Lepidoptera, Noctuidae. The record is from the annotation of a GenBank genome assembly.
UUUCCAUAUGUCAAAUCAAAAUAAGUCAAACAAGAAUUUAGUUUUUUAGGUUUUCGCGAAUAAUAAAUUAUUUAUUUCCAAAUUGUCAUGCAUUUGUGCUUUAAUAUUUUUACUUUACAUUGUAUAUCAUAAAACGUGCUAUUUGAUAAAUUAAAAUGGAAGUUUCUGGUGGUGCAGAGGAAGGUUUCGUGAGAGAAUGGGCCCCUUGUUCACAUAUUUUAAAUUUAAUUCCGCCUAGGAUACAGACUGGGAUAUUUUCCAACGAGUUGUGCCUAACAUGUGUGGACGCGGUGAGCGAGUACAUAGCCCUGGGGACCAAUGUUGGGCUGGUGUAUUGGUACGAUCGGAAGAAAGGGAACAUUCAAAGACUGCGUUGUGAGGCGUCAACAUCUCCCAUAACUUAUGUGAAGAUAGUAAGCACAGUUGAUUACAUGGUGGGUGCAGGCAAUGCAGCCGGCCAGGUCAAUGUAUUCCAAAUACCCAAGGAGCACCCAGAGAAUGUACCUGACACCUUCAAACCUAAGGUUGAACCAAAAGUUGAAAGAUACACGAUAGGAGAUUUACACAAAAGUAAAAUAACAGCGAUAGAGUGGUCCAAGAACGGAAUGAGACUGUUUUCUGGCGACAAAAACGGCGUCAUUAUUAUGACUGAAAUAGACUUCUAUAUGCACCUGUGUAAAUCAAUGGAGAUAGUGAACGAGGAACAUGAGAUAGUGCAGAUGAGUUACUAUCAGAACAGUUUGCUCGUGUCCAGCAUGUACCGGACCAUCGUCUGCGAGCGGCGGGACGGCCGCUGGCACGUCAACCAGCUGGGCAAGAAGGAACGCAAGAGCCUGUGCGCCCUGGGCGCGGUGUUCCAGUACUCGUACGCGCGCGGCGGGCCCGUCGCGGCAUACUGCGCGCGGCCCGGCCUGCGACUGUGGCGCGCCGACACCCAGGGCAACGUACUGCAGACAUUACUCUUCAAGGAAGCCAUAUCGAAUCCGUUGACAGUGGCCGAGUUACUGAACCCCCGGCAACAGAAGCCGUCACCGAACGGUCGCGAGUACAACCUCGGUCCGCUGCACGUGUUUAGGGAACAUUUCCUCGUCUCCCACAAUGACCAGCUCCUCUACAUACUGGACCCUCGCUCGCUCACCGCCGUCGCUGUAGUCGAUGACUUUAGAAAGAUCCUCUCAGUAUCGGUGCACAAGGACGAGGUGUGGGUACUGGAGGGCCCGCGCUCAUUGGUCCGCCUCGCGCAUGCGCCCGAGCCCGCUCUCCGCGCCGCAGAGGAGCCAAUAAACUUGAUGACGAAAUCGCUGACGUCAUCGAUCCAGCAGGCUGUCAAUUCAGUCCGCGACUUCACGCACAUAGAUCAGACUGUGCCCUACAUAUCUAGCGUUUUGGAACAACCUAUAUCCAUGUUCACGAAGAAUGAGAUUAUUGAGACCGGGACCGUAGCCAGUGCUGAGGAGUGUUUUGAACUUCCUCCCAUCAAGCACCUGCCGCAUGACCUCUCAGAGAACGUUCUAGAAUCCAUAGUGAACGAGUUCAGGGAUGUGUCUAGUGAUGCUGAGGAGAUCAGGCGUGUUAAGACGGAGGAGUUGCAAAGAAAGUUGAAGUUGUAUAAUAGUAUUAUGGAGAAGAAGUACGAUGGGGAGUUGAUCCACAGCAGUAGACGCAGUAGACGGAGAGAUGGGGGGUCCGGUGGUAGCACGCCGCGCGUGGCCACACCAGUCAGGAAGCCAGACAACGUCAGCUACAACAGCUCCUGUGUCAUGAAUAUGAGUACUACCGGGGCCAUACCACAACCGAACGACGAACUACUGGAGAAGCAGAUAGAAGAGAAAGAGAAGAUAUUAGCGAAGAUGUUGAACCUGGAAUCUCUCAGUAUAAAUAGCCCAAAGCUAGACACCGAGUCACCGCCGCCACCAGCGCCCACCUUCCGACACAUCGACAUACAACCAACAGAGGUAACACCCCAACACAUCCCCAAACCUACAAAACCACCAAUAAAGGACCCUAGCCCCAUAGACUUAGUGCCUAAAGUCGUUCAGCUACCUAACACGUGGAACUUGGAGAAUAUAGAAUUGAAAUUGGAAACUAAACAAAAUGGCUUCAAAGAUCAUUCGUUACUGUCCCCCGACGACCAUUUAGACAGCGAAUGGGAAAUAAUCUGAUAUAGAAUGAUGUCGAAAUCUGGCCUGUUUUAUACAUUGUAAAAUUUUACGUAGGUAUAAUAAUAGACACCAGAUUUGGUUGUGCAAUCCGAACGGAAUAAUUUUGUUGUGUAAAUUUUCCAAGUUUUCCGCUGGAAUACAUUUGUCAGCGUAAUUGAAAUAGAUAAGCUAUUCGUUAUGUCAGCACUCGCAACUUCAAGUCUCGAUAGUGAGGUGAUUAAAGUUUUCUAUACUAAUAUUAUAAAGAGGCAAAAUUUGAAAGUUUGUAUUUAGGGG